Messenger RNA from Camellia sinensis, 5238 nucleotides. RefSeq names its product disease resistance protein RPM1-like. The record is from RefSeq and is a predicted model, not a curated record. Gene Ontology annotation, molecular function: ADP binding. Lineage: Eukaryota; Viridiplantae; Streptophyta; Magnoliopsida; Ericales; Theaceae. Gene Ontology annotation, biological process: defense response to other organism.
AAAAAUAUAAUAGAUUUAAAGGGGUAAAAUUAAAAUUUUAAAAAAAGUAAAAAACAUGACAAAAUCUUCACACUUUUAUAAUAGUAAUAGAUUAUAUUAAUAGAAAUCGAUAUUAUAAUUUCUUUAAAAAAUUUAUUAGUAUAUAUGUUCUUCCCCGCUAUAUUAAUAAAAUUCUAAGCCAGAUGCUGCAAAGAACUUGCAAGCAAUGAAGAUGACAACUUUGUGUUUUUUUUCUUCCACAAAAACUCGUUUGGUUUCCCACUUCCUUGUUAUCCAUCCAAUCCGAUCACGCUCAGUUGGUUUCCAAUUCAUUUUUAUUAUUAUUAUUUUAAAUUUGAAACUCUUGUUCCAUUUUCUCUUUCUUUUCCAAUAUUUCUUUUCCAUUCAUUUUCUAUGUGGGGAAGCAAGAAAUAGCCACCUAUGCAUAGAUGUGUUUUGUACCGUUUUGCUUUUUUCUGUUUUCGCCCCCUUCUACGGUGUUUUAAUUUUUAAUUUUUUUUGUCGCUUAAGAAAAAAAUAUAAAGUUUUUUUUUUUUUUGGAUGGAUCAAAAAUAAAUAAAUAAAAACAAAAAUAUAAAAUAUAAAGUUGAUCUAGUGAAUGAAGCGUUCUUUUAAUGGCUGAGUUUAAAUCUCACCAUUGCAAAUGCAACUUCCUUUCUCUUAUUUCCGUCUUACUGAUUGUAAUAUAUAUAUAUAUAUAUAUAUAAUACCCAAAAUUUAAUGAUGAUAAAAUAGAAAAAUCCAAGCAAUAUACAUCCAAUCUAUCAUUGUCAUUGUUAUUUACUACUUUUAUUUCAACUACAAUUAUCAUUAAGAACUUUGCAAGACCAUAUUGCUUCGUUGUUUUUUAUUUUAUUUUAUUUUAUUUACGUUGUAUUUGGAUCUUGAUUUAUGAAUGAGUUUUAUGAAGGGAGAAAAAAUAAUGAAAAGAAAAGCUCAAAAAAAUUGAGAAUAAAUUUAAGAUCCAAAUACAAUAUUAGUGGUUUAGAAUUAAAAAUAUAAAGAAAUACAACAUGCAACUGCACAAAGGGAUACUUAUUAAAGUCCAUGCGUGCUCAACCAAUAAAAUUAUAAAAAAGUUAAAAGAAAAAUGCUUAUAAAUACCGCUCGAACAUUAUUUAAAAUCAAGAUUAGAUUAAUAAAAAAAAAAAGAGGAAUUUUUUAUUUGAAUCCAUGAAGAGUUUUUUUAUUUUAUUUUAGAAGAAAUGAAAAGUAUUUUUAAAAAGUGCAAUAUCUCAAGUUCUUUAACUUCCAUUUUAAUUCCCCCUCCCCCUCCCCCCUUUCUUCCUUAUGAGCCAAAUUAUAACGGUGGAUCACUUUUAAGAGGGUGACCUUUAACAACCCAUUUUGGCAAUAUUUCCCCAUAAUUUCUCCAGAGAGUCUGACUUUUAAGAGGCUUUAACAUUUCGUUUUCUUUUUUGGUGGAAGAGGCUUUAACAUCUCACCGACAUUAUAUUCAUUCACCACAUUUCUACAUCAUAUCAAAGUUAAAUCUGGAUUACAUUAUUUUUUUUAGGUAAAUUUCUAUAUAUGAAUUCAAUAAUAAAAAGUUACAAAACAAAACAAAACAAAAAAAAUUGAAAAUUGAAAAUAACCUUUUGAUCUUUCUUAAAGUGCAUUGAUAUCAAAUAAAUUUCUGUAAAACAAUUUGAUUAAUAAGUUCUCUCUAUUUUUUAAUCAUGAAAUCAAAAAGGAAAACGAUAUCACCUGCACCAUUGUAUUUUUUAUUUAUUUAUUAAUGUUCUUAAAUCUUCUAGAGCAUAGGUCCCACUACAAGAAGGAUAAGGGUUAUUAGCAUUCAUACUUCAAACUACUUGAGUUAAGGAAGUUGCUAAAUAAGCAAUUUAUUUGCUUAUUUGCUACAAAUUGUCACAUCAUCUCUAUAUUUUUCUACAUAUCUUUUCGUAAAAAAAUAAAAAAUAAAAAGUCACUAAAUAAACAAACUGCAAACGACCUAUAAGACAGCAGUGACUUCUCAACCCACGAAGGCGAUUAUAUAUUGAUUAUAACAGUAAUAUCACAUAACUUUAUCACCAUCAUGAGUAACCUCAUUUUGGUAUACGGACCAUAAUAAGAUUGGGUUAGUGAGAGACAAAAGUCGUCCACACAACCUAUUUGUGAUUUUCAUUAGAUGGUGGACACCACACAAAAUAAUGUCCCUAUUACGCUUAAUAUGUUUUUCACGAAAGCUUGUAGAAGUUGAAACGAAGCUUAGGAUACAUCAUUUUUUUAUUUUUUUUGAAAAAUAGGAGCUGUCCCAUUAGGUGAAGAAGAAGAAGAUGAUGACUACGACAGAUGAUGCUGAUGCUGCAGAAGAAGGGUUAUUUCUUAGAAAGUGUCAUGCAUUGAUCCAGGUCUUACCAGGCAGAUUAAUCAAAUUUAAUCUGAGCAUUAUAAAGUCCCAUUUUCCUAACUCACAACUUAUCCUGCAAAACCAUUCAGACCAUCAUUUCCUCAUCAUCCCUAUAAAGUUUGUAUUACAAACCCCCAGGCUUCUGCAAGUGCAAGAAACACAGAACAGAAAAAAUGGCAGAGAGUGCGGUCUUGCAUCUACUAGCCACCUUCGCACCCUUCCUCCAGGAAGAGGUGAAUUUGUUGACAGGAGGAGUUCGGGAAGAGAUCGAAUACAUCAGAGAUGAAUUCGCUCGUAUGACAGCUUUCCUCAGAGUUGCUGAUUCUAUGGAAGAGAAUGACGCGGAACUCAAAGUAUGGGUCAAGCAAGUGAGAGAAGCUGCAUAUGACACUAGAGAUGUUCUAGACAUUUUCAUGCUUUGCUUCAGACAUCAUGGCAAUGGAUUUGGCAGGUUUCUUCGUAAGUUUUCUUGUUUUAUCAUGACAUUAAAAGCUCGUCGUCGAAUUGCUUUUCAAGUACAAAGAAUCAAGUCCAAAGUCAUCAAUAUUUCGAAUGGACAUCAAAGAUACAAGGAUAAAUAUGGUAUACUGGAGCAAAGCUCAAGGUCCACAUGGUAUGAUUGUCGUGGUGAUGCCCUUCUACUCGAAGAAGCCGAGCUUGUGGGCAUCGACAAGCCCAAAUCACUACUGAUUCAGUGGUUGAUGCAAGGAGAUCCUAGACUCAAGAUGCUUUCUGUAGUAGGAACGGGCGGAUUGGGAAAAACCACACUCAUCAAAAAGGUCUUUGAUGACGCAAUAGUGAAGCAUAAUUUCCAGAACCACGCUUGGAUCACUGUUUCUGAAUCGUUCAAGAUCGAGGACCUCCUAAAAGGCAUGAUCCAACAACUCUUUGAAGAGGUCAAGCAACCAGUCCCACAAGGUGUGGAAAACAUGGAUACAAACAGCUUGAAAGGAAUAAUUAAUGCUUUCCUACAACAAAAUAGGAAGACAUUUCAAGGGAAUCCUUGCCCUUCACAUUUGGAAGGACUUUCUAGAGGCAUCUUGAAAAGAUGUGAGGGAUUGCCUCUUGCAAUUGUGGCAAUCAGUGGUCUUUUAUCAAUAAAGGACAAGACCAGUGUUGAUGAAUGGGAGAGGAUCUACCGCAGCCUUGGUGUGGAACUAGGAGGAAAUGGUAAACUCCAAAGCAUGAAUAAAGUAUUGUUACUCAGUUAUGUUGAUUUGCCAUACUAUCUGAAGUUAUGUUUUUUGUACUUGAGCAUUUUCCCAGAGGAUUGUUUUAUUGACCGUGGGAGAUUGAUUCGGUUAUGGGCGGCAGAAGGAUUUAUAGAAAUGAAAGAAGAAAUGACAGCAGAAGAAAUUGCUGAAUGCUACCUCAAUGAGCUGAUCAGUAGAAGUUUAAUUCAAGUGGCAGAGAUAAGGACAAAUGGAAGGGUCAAAUCAUAUCGCAUCCAUGACCUUUGGCGUGAAAUUAUUGUUUCAAAGUCAAAAGAGCAGAACAUGGUAACCAUAGCCAGUGAACGAGGUAGAACGUGGCCUGAAAAGGUGCGACGUUUAUCAAUCCAUAAACAUUUGCAAGAUAUACAACAAAGCAAGUGUUUCACUCAACUUCGUUCUUUGCUCAUAUUUGACGCAACAUAUUCAUUAUCCAAGUUGUCUAUGCUUGCAUCGUCAAAUGGUGGUCUAAGGCUCUUAACAGUGUUAGACUUGAAAGGUACCCCAUUGGAGACAUUCCCGAAUGAAGUUGUGAAACUCCUUCAUCUCAGGUAUCUAAGUUUGAGGAAAACCAAUGUGAAAAUCAUUCCGAAGUCAAUUGGAAAGCUUCAAAACCUGGAAACAUUGGACCUCAAUGACACAUAUGUCACUGAGUUGCCUGAUGAGAUCCUGAACCUUCAACGACUUCGCCAUCUCUUGUUGUAUCGCAUCGAAAAAGAAGAUACCUAUUUUUCUUUUCAUUAUAGUUUCGGAUUCAAAGGCCCAGUAAAAAUAGGAAGUUUGUUAUCCUUGCAGAAACUCAGUUCUAUUGAAGUAAACCAUGGCAAUAGUGGUGGUACUAUACUGGAAGAGGUUGGGAAGCUAACUCAACUACGAAGAUUACACAUUCUAAAGUUGAGAAGUGAAGAUGGGAGGGCACUAUGCUCCUCCCUUGAGAAGUUGAACAACCUUCGUUCGCUAGGCGUUAAAGCAACAGAAGAAGAUGAGAUCAUUGAUCUAGAUUCUCUGUCUUUGCCGCCUCGACUUCUUCGAACGCUCUACCUUGAAGGAUGUUUACAGAGGCUACCACAUUGGAUACCUUCUCUUCACAACCUGGUGAGAGUAUGUUUAAGGUGGAGUAAGUUAAGGGAUAUUGAUCCACCACAAUCCUUUCAAGGUUUGCCUAAUCUAGUUGAGCUUGAACUUGAUCAGGCAUAUGAAGGGGAGGGAUUGUGUUUCCAAUCUGGUGGGUUUCAAAGGCUUAAGAGAUUAUCAAUUUAUAGAUUAAAAGGAUUGAGAUGGGUGAGUGUAGAGGCAGGGUCGAUGCCUCAUCUUGAAGAACUAUAUAUUGGAAACUGCAAAUUGGUGGACGAGUUACCCUUUGGCAUUGAACAUCUAACCAGCCUUCAAUACCUUAACUUGGUAGAUAUGUCUGAUGGAUUGAUUUCAAAUCUAUAUAGGGACUUACAAGUUGAGGAGGAUUAUUGGAAAAUUGCACACAUCCCGAAUGUCUGGAUUGGGGAAUCAACACAUGGCUUUUGGAGAGGACAUUAUCUAUUCUAAGAGAGGGAGAGGCAGAGCGAUCAUUACCACAAUUAGAGUGUUUAUGUAUCCAUUUAUUUUUAUUUUCAUGUAUUCUUGAUUAAUGUUUCGUUGUAUUCAAAUUAUGAAUCAUAUUUUUCUUUUCCUUUUUCU